Molecule: messenger RNA, 147 nt
Organism: Parastagonospora nodorum SN15
Lineage: Eukaryota; Fungi; Ascomycota; Dothideomycetes; Pleosporales; Phaeosphaeriaceae
Exons: 2
Coding region: 1-147 (48 amino acids)
Source: RefSeq, a predicted model, not a curated record
AUGUCAGCAGAUUUUCACAACGCGAAGAUGAAGAAGAACCAUGAACAAGCUCAAAUCGACAUCGCGCAUUCUUGGAGCCUGUCUCAGAAGAAAGUGGCUGAGUGCGGUGCUUCACCGUGCGAAGGACACCUAAAUCAUGUCUACUAA